Molecule: messenger RNA, 273 nt
Organism: Lactuca saligna
Lineage: Eukaryota; Viridiplantae; Streptophyta; Magnoliopsida; Asterales; Asteraceae
Source: the annotation of a GenBank genome assembly
AUGGUAGCAAUCCCUAAUUUCAUGUUGUUGGAUAUGAGUCAAGAUCCAAGCUAUGCUGAUUAUUGGGUUGAUGCUAAUAUUACUACUUAUGCUUAUCCUGGUGGUGUUGAUAUCAAGUAUGUUGCAGUCGGAAACGAGCCAUUCCUCAAAGCAUACAAUGCUACGUAUCUCCAAAUCACAUUACCGACGUUAAAAAAUGUCCAAAAUGCCCUUACCCGGGCUGGUUUCGGGAACCUGAUCGGUUUUUACAUUGCAAUAUCUACAAAAAGCUAA